Molecule: messenger RNA, 1032 nt
Organism: Caenorhabditis elegans
Lineage: Eukaryota; Metazoa; Nematoda; Chromadorea; Rhabditida; Rhabditidae
Gene: str-92
Product: Serpentine receptor class r-10
Exons: 5
Coding region: 1-1032 (343 amino acids)
Biological process (GO): detection of chemical stimulus involved in sensory perception of smell
Cellular component (GO): ciliary membrane
Source: RefSeq, marked reviewed
AUGCUCAACGUCACAUUUUCAAUUAUAACCAGUUACAUCAACGCCAGUUUGGCAUUUAUUUCAAAUUCCAUUUUAAUUUGCCUAAUUAUUACAAAAACUCCCAGAAAUAUGUGCAACUAUAGGCACUUGAUGCUCAUUUUUUCAAUUUUCGGCAUUAUUUUUGCAUUCAUCGAUGGUACAAAUCAGCCAAUGCUUCAUUUUUACAAUGGUGCAUAUGUUAUAUUCAGUAGAAAUGUGCUUGGACUCCCUAGGCAUGUAUCAUUUUGGUAUAUUGCUUUAAACUGCACGUGCUACAGUAUGAUCAUGCUCCUACUGGUUUUCCACUUUUUAUAUCGAUAUUUGGCAGUUUGCAAGCCAAACAUGUCAAAAUUAUUUUCCUUUCCAUAUGUCACUAUUCUCAUUUUAAUAUUUGUAUUUGUCAGUGCAGAGUGGCUGGUACUUGGAGUUUACAUGGCAAGCGAAAAUGAAAUUAUUGAUGAACAUAUAAGAGAUACAAUGCUCACCAACUUCAACCUAUCUCGUUUGGAUUUCACCUACGCUUCAUCUCUAUUUUAUAGAACUGACCCAGACACAGGAAAGGACUUUGCAAGUUUUCCGGAUUUUUUGUUCCUGAUAAAUCAUUGCACCACUAUUAUAAUCGGCUUCUCCAUUAUCAUAUAUUGUUGGCUCAAACUCCGCAAUGAGCUUCUCCACUCUGACGAUCAAACUCAAAAUCUAUCACAAAGAACCUUGGAUAUGCAACGCCAACUCUUCCGAUCUCUAGUCGCCCAAACACUAUUCCCAGUGUUCCUAAUGUUCAUCCCGGCCGGAAUUCUACUAUGUUUCCCGAUUUUGAGAAUUGAUAUGGGACCAAUUGAAACUAUUAUCAUACCCCUCAUCACUACUCAACCAUUUAUGGAUGCCUUAGUGCCUAUGUAUUACAUUAAGAUUUAUCGGAGAGCAAUUCUGAAGUUUGUCUGUGGAAAGAGAUAUCAUUCAAGGAUCCAUGGAACUUCUAGUCAUUCAUCGAAGAUUUUUUCAUUUCGGACAUAA